CCGCCUGGAGCUGCGGUGCUCAUAGCGGCGCGGAGAGGUUAGCGGAGCAGUGUCCCGCGGUUGCGGCAGCAUCUUCACCCCUCUCUCCCACAAUGGGGCUCCCUAAUGGGUCUCUCGCGUCUCUCCUGUUACUCCUCUUCCUCCUUCUCCAGGUUCAGGUUUGCUGGUUGCCGUGCGCGGCCUUCGAGCCGUGCCCAGCGGGCUCUGUGGGGGCUGAAGUGACCUUGGAGGCAGGAGGCGCGGAUCUGGAGCUGGGCCAGGCUCCAGAGAAAGGAGCUUUCGUGGGCUGCGCGGGACAAGAGUCAGCCCCACUUAGCACUGACAAUGACUUCGCUGCACUGAAUGAUAGAACAUUCCAGGGAAGGAAGGCACUGAAGAGCUCCCCACCCGGACGUAUCUUACGAAGACGCAAGAGAGAAUGGGUGGUCCCGCCGAUAUCGGUCUCUGAGAACGGCAAGGGCCCCUUCCCUCAGAGGCUGAAUCAGCUCAAAUCUAGUAAGGACAGAGGCACCAAGAUUUUCUACAGCAUCACAGGGCCUGGGGCAGACAGCCCUCCUGAGGGUGUCUUCUCCAUAGAGAAGGAAACAGGCUGGCUGCUGCUGAAUAAGCCGCUGGACCGGGAGAAGAUUGCCAAGUAUGAGCUCUUUGGCCACGCUGUGUCAGAGAACGGUGCCUCGGUGGAAGAGCCCAUGAACAUCUCCAUCAUCGUGACAGACCAGAAUGACCACAAGCCCAAGUUCACGCAGGAUGUCUUCAGAGGGAGCGUCUUGGAGGGGGUACUGCCUGGCACUUCUGUGAUGCAGGUGACAGCCACGGAUGAGGACGAUGCCAUCAACACCUACAACGGGGUGGUUGCUUACUCCAUUCAUAGCCAAGAGCCAAAGGACCCUCACGACCUCAUGUUCACCGUCCACCGGAGCACAGGCACCAUCAACGUCAUCUCCAGCGGCCUGGACCGGGAGAGAGUCCCUAAGUACACGCUGACCGUCCAGGCUACAGACAUGGACGGGAACGGCUCCACCACCACGGCAGUGGCCAUCGUGGAAAUCCUCGAUGCCAAUGACAAUGCUCCCAUGUUCGAUGCCCAGAAGUACGAGGCCCGUGUGCCUGAGAACGCAGUGGGCCAUGAGGUACAGAGGCUGACGGUGACUGAUCUGGAUGUCCCCAACUCACCGGCAUGGCGUGCCACCUACCGCAUCUUGGAAGGUGACGAUGGGGACCAUUUUACCAUCACCACCCACCCCGAGAGCAACCAGGGUAUCCUGACAACAAAGAAGGGCUUGGAUUUCGAGGCCAAAAACCAGCACACUCUGUACAUUGAAGUGACCAACGAGGCUCGCUUUGUAGUGAAGCUCCCAACCUCCACGGCCACCGUGCUGGUCCACGUGGAGGAUGUGAAUGAGGCACCCACGUUCGUCCCACCCUCCAAAGCCGUCACAGUGCAGGAGAAUAUCUCAGUUGGGGAGCCUGUCUGCACCUACACUGCGCAGGACCCCGACAGGGGGAGCCAGAAGAUCAGCUACCGCAUCCUGAGAGACCCAGCUGGGUGGCUAGCAAUGAACCCAGACAGUGGGCAGGUCACUGCUGCAGGGGUCUUGGACCGUGAGGAUGAGCGGUUCGUGAGGAAUGACAUCUACGAAGUUGUGGUCUUGGCCACGGACGAUGGGAGCCCUCCCACCACUGGCACGGGGACCCUUCUGCUAACACUCAUGGACGUCAACGACCAUGGCCCUGUCCCUGAGCCCCGUCAGAUCACCAUCUGCAACCAGAGCCCUGUGCCCCAAGUGCUGAACAUCACGGACAAGGACCUGCCCCCCCACACCUCCCCUUUCCAGGCCCAGCUCACACACAACUCGGACCUCUACUGGAUGGCAGAAGUCAGCAAGAAAGGGGACACAGUGGUCUUGUCGCUGAAGAAGUUCCUGAAGCAAGAUGAGUACGACGUGCACCUGUCUCUGUCGGACCACGGCAACAAGGAGCAGCCGGCAGUGAUCAGGGCCAUCGUGUGCGACUGCCACGGCCACGUGGAGAGCUGCCCCGUCCCGUGGAAGGGCGGUUUCCUCCUGCCCAUCCUGGGGGCCGUCCUGGCUCUGCUGCUACUCCUGCUGGUGCUCCUCUUGCUGGUGAGAAAGAAGCGGAAGGUCAAGGAGCCCCUUCUUCUCCCCGAGGACGACACCCGUGACAACGUCUUCUACUAUGGCGAAGAAGGGGGUGGCGAGGAGGACCAGGACUAUGACAUCACUCAGCUCCACCGGGGCCUGGAGGCCCGGCCCCCAGUUGCUGUCCGCAACGACGUGGCACCAGCCUUUAUCCUCAGACCCAUGUACCGCCCACGACCAGCUGACCCGGACGAGAUCGGCACCUUCAUCACCGAGAACAUGAAGGCAGCCGACACGGACCCCACGGCCCCGCCCUAUGACUCCCUGUUGGUGUUCGACUACGAGGGCAGCGGCUCUGAAGCCAACUCCCUGAGCUCCUUCACCUCCUCGACCUCGGACCAGGACCAGGACUAUGACUAUCUGAACGAAUGGGGCAGCCGCUUCAAGAAGCUGGCGGACAUGUAUGGGGGCGGCCAGGACGACUAGGCCCCUGGACCAGCGGGGCCAGGGACUGUACAUUGACCGCAGCUGCACCUUCAGAGGGCCUGGCACCCCCGCCAGUCGAAGACUUGGGGGCUGUUGAGAAGUGGCCUUAGCAACUUGGAAGGAAGAAGCCUCGAGUCUGACAUUGGAGGGGUCGGGCCGGAGCCUUUCAGACACGGGCAGUCGUCUGCAGCACUGAACACCUGCCAGCCCGGGGCCCGGGGCCUCGGAGGGCGAAUUUCCGGGCGUCUCCUCCCUGCUGUGACCUGCUGGGCCCUGUGUCCCGGGCCUGGACCGACUCCGACUCCCUGUGACAGCGUUCUCUCUGCGACGGACCGUUCUCCCUAGAAAGAGGCCUCUUUUUAAAACCCAGAUUUUUUUUUAAUGCGGUUUUCAGAAGCCAGAGGCGGGUCCUCAACUGUCCCUGGAGCCCUCCAGAAGCCCGGGCCGGAGCUCCUCGGCUCUCGGGCCUCGUGCUCUCAUCGCUGCUCUCCAGGCGCCGAGGCCUCCUGUCCGAAGGGGUCGCCGCGUGUUCAUGCUGUGCGCACCUGGGUUCUCCUGCGUGUUCGUUUUCCCCGCGGAGUGCUGUGGAGGGAGGGCGGUGACAAUCGUGUACAUGUAAUAGAACUUUUUUAUUAAAGGAACUUUCUCAGA
Molecule: messenger RNA, 3236 nt
Organism: Phyllostomus discolor (pale spear-nosed bat)
Lineage: Eukaryota; Metazoa; Chordata; Mammalia; Chiroptera; Phyllostomidae
Gene: CDH3
Product: cadherin 3
Exons: 16
Coding region: 93-2585 (830 amino acids)
Biological process (GO): homophilic cell-cell adhesion; calcium-dependent cell-cell adhesion; cell-cell junction assembly
Cellular component (GO): catenin complex; adherens junction; cytoplasm
Molecular function (GO): calcium ion binding; cadherin binding
Source: RefSeq, a predicted model, not a curated record